UUGGCAGGACGGAUCAAUCCCGUUGUGAUAUACACGCGUUUCAUUAUCAUCGGUGUUCAUUGGCUUAUGGAUCCUUUUUCGUCGAAGUUUAACGCAAAGGAAACUUUGACAAAAUUUGUAGUACCAGAUGGUGACUCAGAACUGUUUGAAUCGGUUGAUGACUUAGAACAACAUUUAAUUCAAACGAAUGUGGAAUUAGUGGAAGAACUUAGAGGUUUGGAAUCCCAGAAAGAAGCAGCAAAGAAUUUACCAAUGGGAUCUGCCAGGGAAGCUAGUCUAGCACGACUAUGUGCGAAGAAAGGACGGAGUGUCACUGAACCUGCUGUAGAACCGUACAAAUUGGACAAGCAUGCAAGUGACGAUAGCGAAAUCAUUGCUCGUUCCGGACCACUAGAUCGGUUGGAAGAAUAUGUGAAAAUGCAAUCUCGAGUUUGCAUCAUAUUGCGAGGAAGGAAUACCGCAAACAGCUUCAUUACAGGAAUAAUCGUGUCAUGCGAUAAACACUGGAACUUACUAGUAAGAGAUGCUGUCGAGUGCUUUAAACCUUCUGUCAGGAUGAAACGACGGACCAGUCGCUGUAUGCAUUAUAAGCCGCAUCCGUACCAUGAAAGCCAUUACAAAGAUUGGAAAGGUAAAACAAAAACGAUACUACAACGCCAACUGCCAUUUUCCUUUAUACGUGGGGACGAUGUUGUCUUGAUAAAAUAUUCUUCACAAACAGCACAAUAA
Messenger RNA from Thelazia callipaeda (thelaziosis nematode), 729 nucleotides. The record is from the annotation of a GenBank genome assembly. Lineage: Eukaryota; Metazoa; Nematoda; Chromadorea; Rhabditida; Thelaziidae.